AUGUUAUCGUGCCACAGCGGCGUGUUUGGAUGCCAUUGCGAGAUGUCAUCGCGCCACAGCGGCGUGUUUGGAUGCCAUCGCGAGAUGUCAUCGCGCCACAGCGGCGUGUUUAGAUGCCAUUGCGAGAUGUUAUCGUGCCACAGCGGCGUGUUUGGAUGCCAUCGCGAGAUGUCAUCGUGCCACAGCGGCGUGUUUGGAUGCCAUCGCGAGAUGUCAGCGCGCCACAAAGCGCGCCACAGCGGCGUGUUUGGAUGUCAUUGCGAGAUGUUAGCGCGCCACAGCGGCGUGUUUAGAUGCCAUCGCGAGAUGUUAGCGCGCCACACGCCAUGUUUACACUUCAGCAUCCACCAAAAUGUCACAACACAUCACGACGAGGAGUUAAUAACGCGUUCGUAA
Molecule: messenger RNA, 396 nt
Organism: Hyalella azteca
Lineage: Eukaryota; Metazoa; Arthropoda; Malacostraca; Amphipoda; Hyalellidae
Exons: 1
Coding region: 1-396 (131 amino acids)
Source: RefSeq, a predicted model, not a curated record